CAAACUCCACAACUUGUCUCUCGUUCUCGCAUAAGAAAAACCGCUCAACUUCAUAUGACGCCGAGAUAGAAAGACAAAUCCAAGUUCAUUUUUUUCAAUACAACCAUUUAUACGUUCAUAUCACACACACAUAAUAUAUGUAGCACUGGCAUUAGCAGCAGUUCUAGUAGUAGUUUUCUUCUUCUUCUCUAUUUUAAUUUAACAAUAAUAAAAAAAGAAAAAUAAGAAGAACUAGGGUUAGGGUUUUGUUGUUGUAAUAAUCCGCUUUUCAAUGGCGGAAGACGAAGAAUCUAUGAAUAACCCUAUCAUCAUGUCCGACCAGCAAUUGACUGCCACGUCAGCGGUAGUAGUUGAGAGAGAUACGGGUUUGUCGGUGGGCCCACUAGUGGGAGAAGAAUCAGAGGUUACUGGUGGUGCUGAGGCGGGCCCACCCAUGAGAGAAUCAACGGCUGGUGAUGCUGACGAAGUUGAGGCGGUUACUGAGACGAUAAAUGAGGAGAAUGAAACAGCGAUGGAGAAAGCUGAGGUGGCAGAGGCAGUGAACGUGACUAAGGGCGAAACGGACACUUGUAUGCCAGGUGGUGAUGAGAAAGUGGUUAUGGCUAGAAAUGAGAAUGAUGGAAUUGUGGUUAGAAAUGAAAAUAUGGAGGAAAAUAUAGCGGUGUUGGAGAAAGACGAGGUGGCAGUGAACGCGAGUAAGGGCGAGACGGACAGUUGUAUGACAGGUGGUGAGAAAGUGGUUAUGCCUAGUGAUGAAAAAAAUGAGAAUGUGGCUAGCAAUGAUAAUAUGGGGGACACCGAGAAUGUUGAAACAGUUACAGAGGCAGUGAAUGCGGCCAAGGGCGAAGCAGACAGUUGUGUUGGUGAUGAUGAGAAAGUGUUUAAUGAAAAUGAGAAUGAUGGAAUUGUAGCUAGAAAUGAUAAUAUGGAGGAUACCAAGAAUGGCAAAACAGUGAUUAUAGAAGCAAAUGUUUCAACUGUUGAAGGUAGUGUAGGUUUAGGGAAAGAUGGGGAAAACCCCGUGGAGGCAGCUAACCGCGAGGAAGUGGGAGUUCCUCCCAUUGUGCUAGAAAAGGAAGACGAAGCAAUGGGAACUGACCAUGUAACUGGUAACACCGAGAAAGAUGAUGAAAUGGUGUCACAGGUAGAUAUUUCAGUGGAGAAAGAUGUCGAAAUGGAUACAAUGAAGCAUGAAGAAGUGGAACCUGUUCCUCUAGAUGAGGAGGAGGACAAAGGGACGGGUGCUGAGGACGAGGUUGCUAAUGGGGAGAAAGUGGUCGUGACUCGAAACGAGGAAGAUGAUGAGAUGACGACACGGGUAGAUAUAUCAGCUGUUGAAGCUGGAGUAGAAUCAGAGAAAGAUGUCGAAAUGGAUAGCAAAAAGAAUGAAGCAGUGGAACCCGUUCCUCUAGAUGAGGACAAAGGCACGGCUGCGGAGGACGAGGCUGAUAAUGGGGAGAAAGUGGAGGAAGAUGACGAAAUGGUGACACGGGUAGAUACUUCAGCUGUUGAAACUGGAAUAGAGUCGGAGAAAGAUGUCGAAAUGGACACAGUGAAGGAUGAAGAAGUGGAACCCGUUGAAGGGACGGGUUCAAAAGACGAGGGUGCUAAUGCAACUACUACUGAAAUGGAUACAAUGAAGUAUGAAGAAGUGGCACCCGUUCCUCGAGAUGAGGAGGAGGACGAUGAAGGGACGGGUGCUGAAGAUGAGGCAGCUAACGCAACUACAACUGAAAUAGAGACUGAAAAUGAAAUGACUGAAUCAGGGAAAUCAUCUGGAGGAAAGAGGAAGAGGAAGAAUAAUACUAAGAGUACUGGGAAGUCCAAGUCUGGAGGAAGAGCUUCAAGUAGGAAGGCUAUUGGAGAGGAUGUUUGCUUCAUUUGCUUUGAUGGAGGGGAUUUGGUGCUAUGUGACCGUAGGGGUUGUACCAAAGCAUAUCAUCCUUCGUGUAUUGAUAGGGAUGAGGAGUUUUUUCGUGCCAAGGGUAAAUGGAAUUGUGGUUGGCAUCAGUGUACUAUUUGUCAGAAGAAUGCCACCUAUUUGUGCUACACAUGUACAUUUUCAUUAUGCAAGGGGUGCAUCAAAGACGAUGUCAUCCUAUGUGUAAGAGGAAACAAGGGCUUUUGCAAGAACUGCAUGAAUACUGUCAAGCUAAUAGAAGGCCUUGGUAAAGAAGACAAUGAUGGUCCGAUAGAUUUUGAUGACAAGAGUAGCUUUGAGUAUCUGUUCAAGGACUACUUAAUGGAUUUAAAAGCGAAGCUAUCUUUAUCUUCAGAUGAAAUUGCUGAUGCCAAAAGUCCUCGGAAGGGUGCCGAUGUGUCAGCUUCUAAACAAGAACUGGCUGAGGCACAAUUUGACAAUAAUGAUGAUGCAGGUUCUGGUUCAGAUGCUUCCAUUGAGACAUUGGAAGCUAGUAAAACUAAAAGAAGAAAGCUAAGAAAACGUUCAAAAUCUCUCAAAAAGGAAGAGGACGCCACAACUACGGCUGUUACUAGUAGCGAAGGUUUCUCCACCGCUGGCACCACUGAGUGGGCAUCAAAAGAGCUGCUUGAAUUUGUUAAGCACAUGAAAAGUGGUGACGCUUCUGUUCUUUCUCAAUUUGAUGUGCAAGCUCUGUUGCUCGAAUAUAUCAAAACAAACAAACUGCGUGAUCCUCGUCGUAAAAGUCAAAUUAUAUGUGAUUCAAGACUUGAAAGCCUAUUUGGAAAACCACGUGUUGGGCACUUUGAGAUGUUAAAACUACUUGAGUCUCAUUUUCUUAUGAAAGAGGAUUCUCAGACGGAUGAUGUUCAAGGUAGUGUAGUUGAUACAGAAUUUAACCAGUUUGAAGCUGAUGCAAAUGCUGACACUCCUACAAGGGGAGUCAAAGACAGGAAACGUAAGCGUAAGAAAGGUGAAAACAGGGGACCUCAAUCAAAUCUUGAUGAGUAUGCGGCUAUUGAUGUGCAUAACAUCAGCUUAAUUUACCUACGAAGAAAGUUGGUGGAGGACCUUCUUGAAGAGGAUGACAAAUUCCAUGAUAAAGUAGUUGGAACCUUUUUGAGAAUACGAAUUUCUGGUAACGUUCAGAAGCAAGACCUUUAUAGGCUGGUGCAAGUUGUAGGUACAAGCAAAGCUGCUGAACCAUACAAACUUGGCAAGAGGACAACUGAUGUUGCGCUGGAGAUCUUAAAUCUGAACAAGACAGAGGUUUUAUCAAUUGAUACGAUCUCAAAUCAAGAUUUCACAGAGGAAGAAUGCAAGCGCCUGCGCCAGAGUAUAAAAUGCGGACUCAUUAAUAGACCAACAGUGGGUGACAUUCUUGACAAGGCCAUGGAAAUACAUGCAGCAAGAGUUAAUGAUUGGCUGGAAUCAGAGAUACUCCGUCUCAGUCAUCUUCGUGAUCGUGCAAGUGAGAAAGGGCGCAAGAAGGAACUUAGAGAAUGUGUAGAGAAACUACAGCUCUUGAAGACUCCUGAUGAGCGUCACCGUAGACUUGAGGAAGUUCCAGAAAUACAUGCGGAUCCAAAAAUGGACCCAAGCUAUGAGUCUGAGGAUGAGGACAGUGAAAGUAACGAUAGACGAGAUUCUUAUAUGAGGUCUAGAGAGUCAAGCUUUGGCCGGAGAGGACGUGGACCAAUUUCUCCGAGAAGCAACUUUCCUCCGAAAGAUUCCUGGGGGGCUGCAGGAAAAUCUUCUUCAAAGAACUUUGAACUGAACAGGAGUUCCUCUGGUAAAAACAUUUUGAGCAGAAGUGAAGAUGGUGUGCAUCCUGGAGGGGGACUGAAUGAAGAUACAUGGAUUGAAGGAAGAGACAGGGAGACUGAAUCUAUGAAUCUAGAGAAGCCGACUUCUGCUGCUAAUUCUGAGCCAAGUGGACGUAAUAGUCAAUUUUUGUCAAGAACAGAGCCGUUUUCUGGUGCAUCAUCGGUAUCUUCUCCAGUUACACUCCAGAGCAAGGUUGCUGAAACUUCCAUCAAGAUCAACGAAGCUGAAAAAAUGUGGCAUUACAAGGACCCUGCUGGUAAAAUACAGGGACCAUUUUCUAUGGUCCAGUUGCGUAAAUGGAGCAAUACAGGAUACUUCCCUACUGAUUUGAAAAUAUGGAAAUCUACGGAUACGCAAGAGGAAUCUAUUCUUUUGACUGACGCAUUGGCAGGGAGGUUUGAGAAAGCGCCAUCAGCAGUUGACAAUAUACUUUCAACAACUCUUCUGCAAAAUCAAAAUGGAGAGAGACCUCAAGUCGACCAGAAUGUUGGAUCUCACAAUUCUCGUCGUUUGGUUCCCUCUGGUGGUGGAAUGACUUCUUCUGGUGAUGUUUCUGCUCUUUCUACAGAGAGGUGGAGUAAUAAUGAUUCUUCGAAUCUCCCAUCUCCUACUCCCAAGCAGAAUACUGCCGGUUGGGUUGGAGGAGAUGGGCCUUCUGUUACAGUUGCAAAUUCAUAUUCUAGUGGCAACAAAGUUCUCCAAUCUCCUCCAGCUCUACCAGAUGAUGGGGUUAAUACUUCUUCUGUUCAAAAUUUUGGUGGUCAUUCAGUUAGGGGAUCGGAAAAUAAUUAUGUGAAUUCGGGUAGUGAUUUUGGUUCAGUGCCUACUUCUGAACAGGUAAUUGCUGUACAGUCCGGAUAUUCUUUGCAAAAUGCUCAAUCAUUUGCAGCUAGUGAACAACAGACGGCACUGUUGAAUAGCCAACCUGGUGCACAACAUACAGCUCUCCCGUCACAAUCUCUUAAUAUGCAGAACCCUGUUUUGGCACCAGGACAGCUCCAGGGACAUGGUAACUGGGGUACUACGCCGUCUCCUGUUCAGAGUCUCGCUGGAAAUUUUCCAAAUGCAGGUGGCUCAGUUUUGCCUCAAUCUGAUUAUUGGAGUGCACCAGCUCAAGGAAGCCAACAGAACACACAGCAUACAACUGUGCCUACUGUUCCAUGGGGUGCUGGUUUGCAAGAGAAUAUGAGUUCUGCUUCAGCGGUAAGACCUGAAAAUAACACUGGCUGGGGUAUGGUACCUGGAAAUCCAAAUGUGGGCUGGGGUGGACCCGUACCAGCAGUCAUGAAUGUAAACUGGGGAGCAGCUGUUCAAGCAAUGCCUCCAGGCAAUGUAAAUCCUGGUUGGGCUCCUACUGGGCCACUUCCUGGGAAUUCGAACCCCGGAUGGGUUGCACCAUCUGGGAACUCUGUUGGGAAUGCUAAUCCAGGUUGGGUCGUUCCAACAGGGAGCGUGGGAUCAACUAUUCAAGGGCCUACAUCUGGUAAUGGGUGGCCUAUGAUGGGAACUGGAAAUCCUGGAGCACUUGCCCAAGGACAACCUCAAGGAGAUUCAAAUCAAGGUAGGGGUACACCUACUGGGAGUCGGGGGACAAGAAGUAAUGAUCACCAUCAAGAUGGGAGAUUCUCUGGUCAGAGGGACAAGGGUUCUCAUGGUAGUAAUUCUGGUUACAAUAGUAGGAACUGGGAUAGGCAAUCGUCUUUUGGGAAUAGAGGGCCUGGAGGUUCAUCUAGAGGUGGCUACAGGAAGAAUGUGCCCUGCCCAUAUAAUACAAAUGGUCGUCGAUGUGUAAAGGGUUCUAGAUGCAAUUAUAUUCAUAGCUAAUCUGGAGGAACUAGUAGUAGUAGUAGGAGAAAAGUGAUUUUGUACAGUGAUUUCGUCUCAGUUUUUUUGGUAUAUGGGUCAUUUUGGUGUUCUAUAAUUAAAACUUGUGCAGAUCAGUAGUUCAGUUGUCAUCUGAUCUGAUGCAAUUUUUCCGAUA
Molecule: messenger RNA, 5729 nt
Organism: Lycium ferocissimum
Lineage: Eukaryota; Viridiplantae; Streptophyta; Magnoliopsida; Solanales; Solanaceae
Product: zinc finger CCCH domain-containing protein 19
Exons: 10
Coding region: 272-5572 (1766 amino acids)
Molecular function (GO): protein binding; metal ion binding; DNA binding
Source: RefSeq, a predicted model, not a curated record